Messenger RNA from Mesocricetus auratus (golden hamster), 2468 nucleotides. RefSeq names its product membrane frizzled-related protein (gene Mfrp). Bases 205 to 1959 code for a protein of 584 amino acids. The transcript is spliced from 13 exons. The record is from RefSeq and is a predicted model, not a curated record. Lineage: Eukaryota; Metazoa; Chordata; Mammalia; Rodentia; Cricetidae. Gene Ontology annotation, molecular function: protein binding.
UCGCAUCAGUUCCCUCCCCCGCGUGGAGACAGAGUAGCCUGGAGCCCCAACCAUUCUGCCAAAGGCAACCAGAGAACUGGUCUCUCCUGACAGCCUUGUCCCUCAGAGUUGCUUCCUUGAUAGGUGACUUGUGACCAGGGAGUGGACCCUCAGGGGUCUUGGGCUACCGAAGGAUCUCCAGAAAGCCAUGCAGAAUCUUAAGCCAUGAAGGACUAUUCCGAUGUCAUCCUCUGUCCAGAGGCAACUGAGUUGAGCAAGACAGAGUUCUGUAAUCCUGCUUUCGAUCCUGAAGCAGGGCCUUCCUGCCCUCCAGCAGCCUUACAGAAAGAUGCCAGCAGCAGCCUCAAAGCUUCCUGGCAUGCCCAGCAUCUCCGAAGGCUACAACCAGACUGCCAUUUCUCCUGGUUCUGUAUCCUGCUGCUCAGUGGCCUUCUGGUCCUGUUACUGGGGCUACUGGUGGCUAUCAUUCUGGCUCAAUUGCAGGCUACAUCUUUCCCCAGGACAACCCAGAGCCCACUGCCCACCCGAGGCCUCGCCCCCAAGGGUGGCAUUUCUAGCACCACCCCUAACACCAGGACCACCGCCACCACCCCUCCAGCAACCACAGGGCAGCAGGAGGGGGCUGUGAGCUCUACACACCAGACCACCUGCGGAGGCCUCCUUCCUGGUCCAAGGGGUUUCUUCAGCAGCCCCAACUACCCAGACCUUUACCCACCCCACAGCCACUGUGUCUGGCAUAUCCAGGUAGCCCCAGGCCAGACCGUGCAGCUCAAGAUUGAAGCUCUCAGCAUAGAAGGUGUGCUCGCCUGUCUUUUCGAUCGCUUGGAAAUUGCCCCAGAGCCUUCAGGCCCUCUCCUCAGGGUAUGUGGUAAAACGCCUCCCGCCACACUAAACACCAAUACCAGCCACCUCCGAGUGUCCUUCGUCUCUGAUGACGACGUGGAAGGGUCUGGUUUCCAGGCCUGGUACCAAGCUGUGGCCCCUGGACAUUGGAGCUGUGCCCAUAAUGAGUUCCGCUGCGAUGAGCUCCUCUGCCUGAAGCAUUACUUAGUAUGUGAUGGCAUGACCAACUGCGCCGAUGGCAGUGACGAGGCCAACUGCAGUGCCAAGAACCUGGGGUGUGGAGGGAAUCUGACUGGGCUCCACGGUGUAUUCUCUACUCCCAACUACCCCCAGCACUACCCUCACCAUCAGCUUUGCACCUGGUACAUCUCAGUGCCCGAGGGAUAUGGCGUAGGACUGCAGUUCCGGAACUUCAGCCUGGAAGCACAGGCUGAGUGCAAGUUUGACUACGUGGAGGUGUAUGAGGCCAGCAGUUCCGGGGCCUUCAGCUUCCUGGGCAGGUUCUGUGGCGCUGAGCUGCCAGCCCCCCUCAUCUCCUCACAGCACCAGCUGGCCGUAAUCUUUAAGACGGAUUUUGGAAUCAGCAGCGGGGGCUUCUUAGCCACCUACGAGGCCAUCAAUACUACAGAGAACCCUUGUGGGCCCAGAGAGCUCUGCCAAGACGGAGGGUGUAGGGACCUGCAAUGGAUGUGUGACUUGUGGAGAGGCUGUGCGAAUGGCAGCAAUGACAACAAUUGCAGCAGUCACUUGCUCCCGCAGCCAGAACUGGCCUGUGAACCUGUCCAAGUAGAAAUGUGCCUUGGACUAAGCUACAGCACCACAGCUUUCCCCAACAUCUGGGUGGGCCUGGGCACCCAGUCGGAGGUGGUAGACAUCCUCAGGGGCUACAAGAGUCUGACAAGCCUACCCUGCUACCAGAAUUUCCGGAGGUUCCUUUGCGGGCUGCUUGUGCCUCACUGUACCCCACUGGGCGCUAUCCUGCCCCCUUGCCGCUCCGUCUGCCAGGGGGCGGAGCGACAUUGCCAGUCUAGCCUGGCACUACUGGGCACCCCCUGGCCCUUCAACUGCAACAGGCUGCCGGAGGCAGCGAGCCUGGAAGCUUGUUCCCAGCCGUGACCCGAAGCCGGCUCCUAACCCUGCCUGCCCAUCCUCCUCUACCUCUGUGGGUGGGCAGGGCAGGCAGGAAACAAAGGGAAGUGACCUGGGCAUGGGGCUCCCCAGGGAGAAGGACUGCUUUCAGUGCUGAUCCCACCCAGGGCUGGUGGGACUCCCCGUCCUCCCUGUAUCCUUGCCGCACCUUCAUUUACCACGACAGCUCUCAGCGGCCAGGCCCCGUAUUGUGCGGUUGGACAGCCCAGAGACUUCCUAUCCAAGUCUCUGACCCUGACUCCCUAUCUUCUGCCUUCCCCCUUUCCAGUUGAAUAUUUAAGAUCAUCAGGCCUUCAACUUUCCCAUCUAGGCAACAAAACUGUACUGAGUGCCUACUGGUGUGGUGGGAUCCUACUCUAUGCCUGGGGGGUCUAACUGGCUCUCUGCUUUUGGAAUUCUUCACCCUGGGCUCUGCUGAUCCAGUCACACACACACACACACACACACACACACACACACACACACACACACACUAG